Molecule: messenger RNA, 773 nt
Organism: Malus domestica (apple)
Lineage: Eukaryota; Viridiplantae; Streptophyta; Magnoliopsida; Rosales; Rosaceae
Source: RefSeq, a predicted model, not a curated record
AUGAAUUGUGUGGAGCUUCGUUACACUUAUUUCAAUUCACAAGCUUACAAGGCACUCAUUAAUCUGGUGCGAAAUGAUUUAAAUGGGAAGCCUCUGAAGUAUGCAACUGAGGAUCAAUCCCUCCCAAUUUGCUGGAAAGGUAGCAAACCUUUCAAAUCUGUUGGCGACGCAAAGAACUUUUUCAAGCCCUUGGCACUGAGCUUUACUAAAGCUAAGAAUGUUCAGCUGCAGUUAUCCCCCGAUGCUUAUCUUAUAGUUACAAAACAUGGCAAUGUAUGCUUGGGGAUUUUGAAUGGCACUGAAGUGGGACUGGGAAGUAUGAAUAUCAUUGGAGAUAUUACUAUGCAAGAUAAAAUGGUGAUAUAUGAUAACGAGAACCAGAGAAUUGGAUGGGCUCCUACAAAUUGCAAAAGACUUUCAAAAGUGGAUCGUGAACUUUGUGACGGUAUUUAUCAGCCUUUUGUAGCCAAUUUGGGUAUCCUGGAACAGCAUUGUCCUGCUUUCGAUCAAUAAGGUGGUACACAGUGAAGGCUUCAAGUCCAGAGACUGACAGCGUAGAAAGGGAAAUAGCUUUGUACAAGUUCAUGUAGCCGAUACAUACAACUUAUAUGCUCCUAGGAGUUUUACAACAGUUAUUUUGUCUGUUACUCCAGCAGAGAAGAAAAAGAGAGGUUAGUUUUGUAUGUCGUAGAACCUACAAAGUUACAUGAUGUAGCCCUUGUACCCGAUAAUACAGAUAUCCGUUAUAUAGAUUCUAUUCAUAUGUAUAGCUA